GUCAAGUCUCGACGCCGAAUGUUUUCACAUUCGCUUCCCUCCACAAAUCUCCAAAUUUCAACUUACCAAACCCUAAAACGCUGUUUAUGAUCGAAUCUUCGCCGAUGAGUCUAGCAUCGUCGAGAAUCUGCAGCUUCAUGGACGCGCAACCACCAUACGAUGCCUGAGCUGCGUAGCCGACCACGCAGAAAUUGGGCCUCUAACUACCCUAACCCGAAUCAUUCUCCAAUUAAGCUCACUGUACAGGCUCGCCAGAAAAGAACUGGCGAGAGGAAGAGGAAAAGAGACACGAUCGCUGCUGAUGAGCAGAAAAACAAGGAGAAUAUUGUAAGAGAAAACACAUUUGUUCAUAACACGUUGUUGUUUGAGGAAGACAAGGAAGAGGAAGGAGCGGCGGUCAGAGUUUUGAAAGAAGACGUUGCAGGGAAAAUGGAGUACGACAGUGGUGGCCGGAGCGGGGAUAAUGGUGCAGGGGCCGAGGACGAGGGCAGUCCAGCGCCUCUUCCUGAGAAGGUCCAGGUUGGUGGUUCCCCAACGUACAGGAUAGAUAGAAAACUUGGGAAAGGAGGUUUUGGACAAGUAUAUGUUGGUAGAAGAGUCAGCCCCUCCCCUAAUAAUGAAAGAACUGGACCUGCUGCUUUAGAGGUAGCAUUGAAAUUUGAGCAUAGAAGCAGCAAAGGAUGCAAUUAUGGACCUCCUUAUGAGUGGCAAGUGUACGGUGUGCUUGGGGGCAGUCAUGGUGUGCCACGAGUUCAUUAUAAGGGUAGGCAAGAUGACUACUAUGUCAUGGUAAUGGAUAUGCUUGGGCCUAGCUUAUGGGAUGUUUGGAAUAAAAACUCACAUACGAUGUCUACCGAAAUGGUUGCAUGCAUAGCUAUUGAAGCAAUCUCAAUAUUGGAGAAAAUGCACUCUAGAGGGUAUGUGCAUGGUGACGUGAAGCCUGAGAAUUUUUUGCUUGGCUCACCUGGAACUCCAGAUGAGAAAAAAUUGUUUCUUGUUGACCUUGGGUUAGCUACCAGGUGGCGAGAUAGUUCAACUGGCUUACAUGUUGAAUAUGAUCAACGCCCAGAUGUUUUCAGAGGAACAGUGCGGUAUGCUAGUGUGCAUGCUCAUCUCGGUAGAACUGGUAGCAGGAGAGAUGACUUAGAAUCACUUGCUUACACCCUUGUUUUUCUUCUUCGCGGCCGACUGCCUUGGCAAGGGUAUCAGGGAGAAAAUAAAGGCUUCCUGGUUUGCAAGAAGAAGAUGGCCACUUCCCCUGAAACUUUGUGUUGCUUAUGUCCUCAGCCUUUUCGACAGUUUGUUGAGUAUGUGGUGAAUUUGAAAUUUGACGAGGAACCCAACUAUGCCAAGUAUAUCUCACUUUUUGAUUGCAUUGUUGGCCCAAAGCCAGAUAUUAGGCCUAUAAACACUGAUGGUGCUCAAAAGCUUAUAUAUCAAGUUGGACAGAAGAGAGGACGAUUUUCAAUGGAGGACGAAGAUGACGAGCAGCCAAAUAAAAAAGUUCGAAUCGGAAUGCCUGCAACGCAAUGGAUUAGUGUUUACAAUGCUCGCCGACCCAUGAAGCAAAGAUAUCACUACAAUGUGGCAGAUUUGAGGCUUUCGCAAUAUAUUAAAAAGGGAAAUGAAGAUAGAUUAUUUAUCAGCAGUGUGGCUUCUUGCUCAAACCUGUGGGCUCUAAUUAUGGAUUCUGGCACUGGCUUCACUGCUCAAGUUUAUGUGCUCUCGCCCUAUUUUCUUCACAAGGAGUGGAUUAUGGAACAGUGGGAGAGGAAUUACUAUAUCAGCGCAAUUGCAGGAGCCGAUAAUGGGAGAUCAUUAGUUGUGAUGUCAAAGGGGACCCAGUAUCUUCAGCAGUCUUAUAAGGUCAGUGAUUCAUUUCCCUUUAAGUGGAUCAAUAAAAAAUGGAAGGAGGGUUUUUAUGUCACUUCCAUGGCCACCGCUGGUAGUAGAUGGGCAAUUGUUAUGUCUCGAGGUACACCGUUUUGUGACCAGGUUGUGGAAUUAGAUUUUCUAUAUCCUAGUGAAGGAAUACGCCGGAGGUGGGAUGAUGGUUACCGUAUUACAUCAACUGCAGCAACUUGUGAUCAGGCUGCUUUUGUUCUUAGUGAGCCAAGACGAAAACCUGCGGAUGAAACUCAGGAGACUCUUCGUACCUCAGCUUUCCCCAACUCACAUGUUUCCAAGGAGAAGUGGGUUAAGAAUCUGUACAUUGCUUCCAUUAGCUAUGGUCGAACUGUCUCUUGAACAGCCAAAGUUUUUCAUAUCACGGAUGUUAUUCCAAGGAUGCGCUUUAAAACUCAUUAAACAACUCGUCAGCUAUGAGUUUUGGAAGAAAAAGAAUCCUCUCAAGCAGUCAAGCCAAAUGACUUUCAUGGCAUUUGGCACUCUACGUAUGCAAAAUUCUAAUUUAUUGUCACCAUCACAUAACAUCUAUUAUGACCUGCUGUGCACUGUCUUUCAGUUGUGUCCUCAAAAUGCUUGCUGGCCUAAUGUUAGCUUUUCUGUGUUAACUGUAUUGGGUUCUUGUCACCCAGAUUUGAAAGAUUUGUAUGGUUGAAACUAUCUUGGUUAAAGAAACACGCACAGGUCAUGUUAUUGAUGGCACUGUGAGAACAUGCAAUUACAAAAAACUGUUCAUUGGAGCAACAUAUGCAUCCUACUGGUUCUGUUUUUUACCCAAAAUUCGUACAUGUUA
Tripterygium wilfordii is the source of this 2698-nucleotide messenger RNA. Its product is annotated as casein kinase 1-like protein HD16. Gene Ontology annotation, biological process: endocytosis; signal transduction; peptidyl-serine phosphorylation. The transcript has 16 exons. The record is from RefSeq and is a predicted model, not a curated record. NCBI's taxonomy places the organism in Eukaryota, Viridiplantae, Streptophyta, Magnoliopsida, Celastrales, Celastraceae. Gene Ontology annotation, cellular component: cytoplasm; nucleus. Gene Ontology annotation, molecular function: protein serine/threonine kinase activity; ATP binding. The coding region runs from base 160 to 2247 and encodes 695 amino acids.